AUGGCUCGUCUAGUCUCGGGCGAUACAGAAGCGCAGCACACUGGAGAUCCCAGCAGCAAACGCGGUGGCUGGACAACUUUUCCGUACAUGAUUGCUACAUUGUUAGGUCUGUCCAUAACUUCUUUUGGGUGGGUAAUGAACUUGAUCGUCUUCUUGAUCGAGGAAUUCAACAUCAAGAACAUCGCUGCUGCUCAGAUUGCAAACGUUGUCAAUGGAUGCCUCAGCAUGUUUCCUGUUGUUGCAGCCAUUUUAGCUGAUUCUUUCUUCGGAAACAUUUCCAUCAUAUCCGCCUCUGCUUUCAUAUCUCUGACUGGCAUCCUUCUCUUGACUCUGAUCGCAUCUUUGGACUACCUGAGACCUACACCGUGUGAAACAGGGUCAAGCCUAUGCCAACCCCCAUCAAAACUCCAGCUCGGGGUCUUGUUUGCAGCCUUAGCUCUAGUAACAACUGGAGCAGGUGGGACACGGUUCACCUUAGCAUCCGCGGGUGCAAACCAAUACGAGAAAGCUAAAGAUCAAGGAAGCUUCUUCAACUGGUACUUCCUCACCUUAUACGCUGGAGCUAUCACCGGUGCAACAGCAAUUGUCUACACACAGGAUAAUGCUAGCUGGAAACUUGGCUUCGGCCUCUGUGCUGCUGCUAAUUUGGUCAGUUUCAUAGUCUUCGUAUGCGGGAAGAGACUUUACAAGCAUGACAAACCAAUGGGAAGUCCUUUCAAAUCCCUAAUCCGUGUUGUAGUCGCUGCUACAGUGAAAAGAAAAGCCUUGAUUUCUUCAAAAGAAGAAGACUAUCACCAUGGAUCUGAAAAAGAGACAAAUACUUGUGCUGAAAUACCCUCUAAGAGCUUCAGGUUCUUGAACCGUGCAGCGUUGAAGACAGAAGACGACAACAUGUGGAGACUAUGCACUGUUCAGGAGGUAGAAGAUUUUAAAUCCAUUCUCCGGCUUCUUCCUCUGUGGUUAGCCAUAAUCUUUGUUAGUACUCCCAUGGUGAUGCAAACAAGUUUGAUGGUACUCCAAGCUCUGGUUAUGGACCGUGGGCUCGGCCCACAUUUCAAAGUUCCGGCCGGGUCCCUCCAAGUCAUAAUACUCAUCACUGCAUCAACUUUUAUCAUCAUUAACAAAUGGAUUGUCUAUCCCAUGUACCAGAAGCUAGCCCAUAAGCAGCUGACACCACUUAAAAAAGUUGGUGUAGGCCAGAUUCUCACCAUCAUAAGCAUGGCAGUAUCAGCAGUUGUGGAAACAAAAAGGCUUAGAAGAAUUGAAAAUGAUCAUCCCAUGUCAGUCCUAUGGCUGUUUCCUCCUCUCGUUAUAAUGGGAAUAGGAGAGGCCUUCCAAUUUCCGGGGAAUAUUGAAUUAUUCUAUGGAGAGUUCCCAGAGUCUCUGAGGAACACUGCUACUUCAUUGACGUCACUUGUGAUUGGAAUCUCUUUUUAUCUGAGCACAGCUCUGAUCGAUCUUAUUCAGAGGACCACCAAGUGGUUACCAGAUGACAUUAACCAUGGAAGAGUUGACAAUGUUUACUGGGUUUUAGUCAUUGUAGGAGUCUUGAAUUUCGGUUAUUUUAUUGUCUGCUCUUGGUUUUACAGAUACAGAAAUCUCCAAGUUGGUUAUAAUGAUGAUGCCGUUUCAACGUGAAGACACAGCAACAUGUUUGCUUCAGUUUUCUCUUAUUUGUUGCGUGCUCCUGUUAAGUUUAAUGUUUGUGUUUGUUCAUUUUCACCAUGUUGAGUGUGUUUUCUCUAAUCGAAGUGAUAUCUUAAAUUUUGUUGCAGUUUUUUUUCUGAUUUGUUGCAUGCUUCUUCAGUUCUUUUCUCAUGUUUAGCAUCCCUGAAUGUAACCGA
Messenger RNA from Eruca vesicaria subsp. sativa (arugula), 1844 nucleotides. Lineage: Eukaryota; Viridiplantae; Streptophyta; Magnoliopsida; Brassicales; Brassicaceae. The record is from the annotation of a GenBank genome assembly.